GUGUUUUUAAUUACUUAAAAGUAAUUACCGCUGAAUUAUUGUGUCCAUGUGUUAUAACCAUUAAUGUGGUGUAGUUAAUUGAAAAGGUUUAUAAAUAAACGAACUUAUUUCGUGCUAAGAUACGUUGAAGUCAACGAAAAAGAAAAAUAUGAAGUAGUUUUAAGCACUUCAUCAACGAAAAAAAUUAACCACUAGAGCAGACCUAAUGUCUAAAGAAGAUUCUAUUUACAUAUUAGCUAUUCAAUUAUAGCCAUUGAAAUAUGAUUAAUUGAUGAGAACAACGUAGGUAUGGGUUGUUAGAAAUUGUUAGAGAGGUUUGCAUUGUGACUAGUUGUGUCACUAUGGAUGCCGAAGACACCGCGCUGGAUUACAUCAAAGAAUCUUGAAAAUGAUAUCCUUGUUCCUUGUUUUGUUGUUUUCCUGGCAAACUCUGUCAGAAAGUUGCCAAAGCUCUCCAUACGCGAUCCCAGGAUUUAAGAUUCAUGGUCACGUGAUCAAAACCGUUCCUUUAUCGACCAGAAGUCAAUGCGAGCAUCAGUGUGCUGCACAACAAGGCUGYAACAGYAUCAGUUUUCAUCAGAAKAAAGGAAAGUGCGAAUUGCAUGACGGUAACCACAUCWCAAAUCCUGAAAUCKUUCUUCCAAGUGAUGGAUACACCUACGUGAACUUUCCAGCAAGGCCKCCAAAGMGAUGCAGUCGUAAGUCAUGCAGCUAUCCGUUAGCAUGUGUGCCGGAGGGCAACAGUUACAAAUGCGUCACUUGUGAAGAGGCCAAGGCUGAACAAGUAUUGAAUUUCCCAAGGAAAUCUGCUCAAGACUAUGCUUUUCUCAAUGGUCCAUUUGCUUCAUUGAGCGCCCUCACGCUUUCUCUCUGGGUUCAGCUGAGCAGCUCAAGUACAUCAUAUUCUGUGCUGAAUUAUGGUUCAUUAGCAUCCAUCUAUGCUACUGAUAGCUACAUUGGUGUUUCCGUAAAUAGCGAUAGUCAGUCUCUCCAAAACAUUAACCUUGCUGACAGCAAGUGGCAUCAUUACUGCCUCACCUGGGAAAACACAGGUGGCAACAUCAAAUUCUACAUCGAUGGUGCAGUGCGCAUCGCAUUUACCGGAAAUCAAGGCCAAAUGCUUAGCAGUGGGUAUAUAGAACUUGGCUAUGGCCCUAGGACAGGAACCGGUACUCAAGAUUGGAAAGCUCUGAUGGGAAAUCUGACCAGCGUAAACAUAUGGAGUAGAGUGUUUUCUUCUGAAGAAGUGUCGGUUCUUGCUUCGUCAUGUCCUACAAGYGAGGGAGAUGUCGUACAGUGGUCAAACUUGAAGACAAAGGGUGUUGGCAUGGCAAAGCUUGUAUGUUCCAAUUUUUGCAUGUAGAAUGUAACAUGUAGGUUAUUGCGUAUUUCCAGGUAUCUGGAAAUUAUUUCAACAUAAUAUCGCAGUCAAAUCUGUUAAUCAACGUUCACUGCAAAUAUACUUUUAACYAGCUUUAGAAAAUUGUUCACUGCAAAAUUACAAGAAUGUAA
Messenger RNA from Exaiptasia diaphana, 1512 nucleotides. Its product is annotated as sushi, von Willebrand factor type A, EGF and pentraxin domain-containing protein 1. The record is from RefSeq and is a predicted model, not a curated record. NCBI's taxonomy places the organism in Eukaryota, Metazoa, Cnidaria, Anthozoa, Actiniaria, Aiptasiidae. The coding region runs from base 389 to 1363 and encodes 324 amino acids. The transcript is spliced from 4 exons.